AUGGAUAUGCAGGAGCUGCACUCGAGCGCUGGCUCGCUCUCACAUGCCUCGUCGCUUCUUGCUCCCGCUCUUCUUCAUCGCGCACAGUCCAUGACCUCCGAAUACGACGAACUUCAAAAGACUCUCAACGCUUCUUUCGACUCUACAAAGGCUAAGCGCGUCGGCGAGCUCUCUCGGGUUGCCGAGGCUCUGAAAGCAUGGGAAAAGUCGCAGGCUUCUGUUGCUGAGCUGACAGCCAUGCUCAAUGACCCAGAGCAAGACGCUGAUCUUGUUUCCAUCGCACGAGACGAGCUAGAGAGCGAGACAGGAAAACUUGAGUCCCUUGCGAGGAACCUCUCUGCCAGUCUCACCCCGCGCCAUCCUUUUGCCGAUUUUCCCUGCAUGAUCGAGUUCCGACCCGGCCCUGGUGGCCUCGAAGGCCGAUACUUUACCGAUACCUUGUUCAAGAUGUACAAGGCGCUCUGCAUGCGAAAAGGCUACCGUCACAGUGUAAUGAAGUACGAAUUCGCCGAUACAGCAGGCGACUCAUCCUCCUCAGCCGGCGAAAACCCACUCCAAGAAGCCGUCCUAGAAAUCCAAGACCAAGGCGCCUUUGACCUCUUUCGCAGUGAAGCAGGCAUGCAUCGAGUUCAACGCAUCCCCAGCACCGAAAGCAAAGGCCGUGUUCACACGAGCGCCGUCGCAGUAUGGGUUCUCCCUUCGUUUCCCGAGAGUGGUGCCGGCAGCGUCGACUUUGAAGAUCCGGAAAGCGACUUUUACGUCAACCCGCAGGACGUCAAGAUUGAAGCUAUGCGGGCUCGUGGUGCUGGUGGGCAGCAUGUCAACAAGACAGAGUCUGCGAUUAGGAUGACACAUUUGCCUACGGGGACGACGGUGUCGAUGCAGGAUCAUAGAUCGCAGCAGAGGAAUCGAGACGAGGCGUGGAAGAUGAUGCGUGCGAGAAUUGCGGAUCAGAGACGGGAAGCUAGGGAAGAGGAGGCUGCAAGGUUGAGGAACAGUGUGCUGUCCAAGACGCAGAUCACCCGAGGCGACAAGAUCAGGACCUACAACUAUAACCAGGAUCGAUGUACUGAUCAUCGAGCGGGCAUAGAUGUGCAUGAUUUACCCAAUGUGCUGGAAGGAGGUGAAAAGCUGGAUAGGAUCAUGGAUGGUGCAAAGGACUGGCUCGUGGGCAGGGACAUUGAGCUCCUCGUCACAGAGGAAGAAGCCAAAGAGAAGGAGAACAAGAACAAGAAAUAG
Fusarium vanettenii 77-13-4 is the source of this 1239-nucleotide messenger RNA. RefSeq lists its product as uncharacterized. Bases 1 to 1239 code for a protein of 412 amino acids. The transcript is spliced from 2 exons. Gene Ontology annotation, molecular function: translation release factor activity. Gene Ontology annotation, biological process: translational termination. NCBI's taxonomy places the organism in Eukaryota, Fungi, Ascomycota, Sordariomycetes, Hypocreales, Nectriaceae. The record is from RefSeq and is a predicted model, not a curated record.